GGGGCCGGGCCGCCAGCGCAGUCGCUGCAGCCGUAGCGGGAGGCGUCCGCUACGUACUAUCGUCCCCAUUUUUACAUGGGAGGAAACGGCUCAGAGAGAACUUAAGUCCUUUGACCGAGGUCCUGCGGUGGGACAACAUGAAGCUCAUCAUCCUGGACCACUAUUCUCAGGCCAGCGAGUGGGCGGCUAAAUACAUCAGGAACCGCAUCAUCCAGUUUAACCCAGGGCCAGAGAAGUACUUCACCCUGGGGCUCCCCACCGGGAGUACCCCACUUGGCUGCUACAAGAAGCUGAUUGAAUACUAUAAGAAUGGGGACUUGUCCUUUAAAUAUGUGAAGACCUUCAAUAUGGAUGAGUAUGUGGGCCUUCCUCGAGACCACCCGGAGAGUUACCACUCCUUCAUGUGGAACAACUUCUUCAAGCACAUUGACAUCCACCCAGAAAACACCCACAUUCUGGAUGGGAAUGCAGUCGACCUACAGGCAGAAUGUGAUGCCUUUGAAGAGAAGAUCAAGGCUGCAGGCGGGAUCGAGCUAUUUGUUGGAGGCAUCGGCCCUGAUGGACACAUCGCCUUCAACGAGCCAGGCUCCAGUCUGGUGUCCAGGACCCGUGUGAAGACGCUGGCCAUGGACACCAUCCUGGCCAAUGCCAGGUUCUUUGAUGGAGAACUCGCCAAGGUGCCCACCAUGGCCUUGACGGUGGGGGUGGGCACUGUCAUGGAUGCUAGAGAGGUGAUGAUCCUCAUCACAGGUGCUCACAAGGCAUUUGCUCUGUACAAGGCCAUCGAGGAGGGAGUGAACCAUAUGUGGACCGUGUCUGCCUUCCAGCAGCAUCCCCGCACUGUGUUUGUGUGUGACGAGGAUGCCACCUUGGAGCUGAAAGUGAAGACUGUCAAGUAUUUCAAAGGUUUAAUGCUUGUUCAUAACAAGUUGGUGGACCCCUUGUACAGUAUCAAAGAGAAAGAAACUGAGAAAAGCCAAUCUUCUAAGAAACCAUACAGUGAUUAGCCUGUGCUGGGACCGAGUGUCAGAUACCCAUAGGGAAAGGCAGGUCUUUCUGGAAAUUGUCUUUAGAAGAAAGAAUUCUAUUUCUUUAAUCUAGCAUGGUUACUCCAGAUAAGUGGGUGAACUUAUUGUUCUUGGCUAUGAGGCUGGGAGCCUAGUCAUGGAGUUUAGCUAUAGGGAGAAUGAUUUGUUUGUAACUUAAUCAGAAAAAAAAUCUCUGAAAAAUGUAUUCCAUCAUUUUGAUGUCUGCCAAACCCAGGUUGGGAGUUUUAAGCUUUUUCUUCUGCUUCAGUCACAUGUAUGACACACUCUUGUCAGGAAUUUCUCUCCUUACAUGCACUGAUUUUCAAGUGGGAGGGAAUUAGGGGCUUGUGUAUAUUGGACACAACCUCUUUGAAGAGCCUUGAGAGUCCCUCUUGCACAGGCCUGCCCCUUGGUUGAGAACCACUGUUCCAGGUUAAGGCACAAAACUCUCAAUAUCUAAAGUAAGUGCAAAGAAGAAGUCUCUCUGGCCCGCAACAAGUGCAAUGGAAAGAAAACGACCCCUUCCUUCCUUCCUCUAGUUGUUUUCCAGUUUCACAGCUCUUCUCUGAACUGGGAGUACUUGGGGGAGGAUUUGGGUAGGUGGGGCCAAAGAGGUGGCUUCUACUGAUAAACCCAGAGCUUCAAGGGGCCCGGCCACAUCAAACUUCGCUCCCCCAGGGACUCUUCAGCACCAAAAGGAGGAAGGUGGAAGCCCCUUUCCCCCAGAGCCCUGUUUUUGUGAAAGGCCUCACUGUGGCUCCUGUUUUAUAUGCUCAUUAGUAGGUAGGCGGUCCACUGGGGCAACAGACACUGCCACAAUUUCAGGGUUGUGUUCAGCCAAGGGGACUGUCUGGGCAGGCAGCUUAAGUGUGAGCUUAGUCACAACUCCUGAGUGUCCCACUCUCCUGCUUCCCUAGGAAGUGAGUGCUGGGAAAACACUCCAAAUGCUUCAGUUUUGUUUCCCCACUUACUUAAAAUAGUUCUGCUCAGAUUCACGUGGUGUGGUCUGAUCUUUUGCCCAUUUAUCCUUCUCCCCAGAUCCCAAGGUGGUCUGUUGCUCUGGCUUCCUUUCAUUCUCUUAGGCCUUCAUGGAGUGGAUGCUGCCUCCUCCUUGCUGUUUUUGUGCCUGCUUGAAGCUGCCGCUGCCUCUCUCUCUGGAAGAGACUUUUGAGAGCCUGGCUCAGGCCUAAGGGCUAUGUUUGGUACCCGUGUUUUGUCUUUAGCUUUUCUACGUGAUUGUGCUGUCAUUCUGUUUUAAGUUCAUGGAUCGAUGGAUUUGUUUACAAUGCGAUAUUUUCUAUUAAAUCCAGUAUUUUCAAAUAA
This is a messenger RNA of Saimiri boliviensis boliviensis (Bolivian squirrel monkey), 2351 nucleotides long. RefSeq names its product glucosamine-6-phosphate deaminase 1 (gene GNPDA1). Gene Ontology annotation, cellular component: cytoplasm. The record is from RefSeq and is a predicted model, not a curated record. Gene Ontology annotation, molecular function: identical protein binding; glucosamine-6-phosphate deaminase activity. Lineage: Eukaryota; Metazoa; Chordata; Mammalia; Primates; Cebidae. Gene Ontology annotation, biological process: N-acetylneuraminate catabolic process; carbohydrate metabolic process; N-acetylglucosamine catabolic process.